UUUCUUCAGUCUAGAUAAAGUUCUCGUGCAAAUAAAACGUCGGACGGACUGGCUGAGAAUUGAAGCGCUGGCUGGUGUUGUUGCCAUUUAAAACCAAUUGAAUAAAACAAAAAUCUCAAAACAAUCAAUCGAUCAAGUUUUGCAAUAGUCUUAACAAAAGCAAAAUCGAACAUAAACAAUGGCUUUUCAAUGUCAAAAUUGUAUUUUCCUCGUCUUGGUGUUCACCUGUGUCAUGGCGCAAAUAAUCAGUGCCCAAUCGAAUGAAUGCCCACCAUCUUCCAAAGUCUAUACAUGUUCGCCUCGCUGUUACAAGGAUGGCGAUUGUGCCACCAUGGGUGGUAAGUGUUGUCCCGACACCUGCAAUCAGAAGUCUUGCGUUCCACGUCAUAUGCUAAAUAAGUAUGGCGAUGCGGGCAAUACUCGUCCUGAUAAAUAUGGUCCCAACAAGGGCACGGUCUACUGCGGCAAUGUAAAAUGUACAGCUUUUGAAAGAUGUGAAGUGGAUCGCACUACCAAGAGGGAGAGAUGCGUUCGGGCAUAAAGCAGAAUAUGUCAUCAAAACAUUUUUAAGACAUUCCACUUGUAAAGCUGAUAAGAAAUCAAUCAUUCAUCGGAAACCACAAAAUACUGUAUUUUUAUCACAGACAUUUUUAUCAAUCUUGAAGUUGUUCAAAAAGAAAAUGCAAAGAAUGACUCAACGUUGUAAUAUUUUCUCUUAAAACACUUCAAUCAUUACAAAUACAUAAAAUAAAUAAAGCAAUAUCAAACUAUUAAAAA
Molecule: messenger RNA, 777 nt
Organism: Musca domestica (house fly)
Lineage: Eukaryota; Metazoa; Arthropoda; Insecta; Diptera; Muscidae
Product: waprin-like protein
Exons: 4
Coding region: 179-541 (120 amino acids)
Cellular component (GO): extracellular region
Molecular function (GO): peptidase inhibitor activity
Source: RefSeq, a predicted model, not a curated record